Messenger RNA from Oncorhynchus tshawytscha (Chinook salmon), 2357 nucleotides. Its product is annotated as C-type lectin domain family 4 member F-like. Bases 1114 to 1698 code for a protein of 194 amino acids. NCBI's taxonomy places the organism in Eukaryota, Metazoa, Chordata, Actinopteri, Salmoniformes, Salmonidae. The record is from RefSeq and is a predicted model, not a curated record. The transcript has 5 exons.
UCCCACCCUAGUCACAUCCUGGCCUAACCAAAAUAGAGAAUAAAAACCUCUCAAUGGCAAGGGAGUGACAGUACCAAAGACUUGUCAUUGUAGAACUGUGUCCUCUUGUGUUAGAUUGUUUUUUCAGAAUAAGUUCAAUGUGUGUAGAUGUUGGACACACUAAUGAUCACUGUUCAGUCAGUAUACGUUGUACAAUCAAAUUCUAAAGUUAAAUAUCACACAACUCAUUUCAGCCUCAUCUCAUGGUAAAUCUAAUCCUAAACCUUGUAGGCUAAGCCUACGUGCACUGAGUUCGGUCUGAUAUGUCAGCUUCCUGCAUUUAGAUGGGUUAAAACUCACACACACAGAGCUGUACAUUUCAGUGUAGAGAAACACACUGUAACAUUCAGAUACACACAAACCAAGAUAACAAGGAUGGCCGUGUCUGUCAGUGCAGGGGAUUCUGAAAUCAUUGAGGUUGAAACAAACCUUUCUGAGGAUUCGGCAAACUACUUCAAUAUGAAGAUAAACAGAGCAAAAAAAACCGAGGCAUUCCAAAAAUCGGGUAAGAGAGCAAUUGCACUUUAGCCUACACUAUUGUGUUUGUUGGCUGCUAAAAUGGGAAGGUGGAAUAUUUGAACCACAGUCCUUGCAUCCCCAAAGCUUUCUUGCUAUAGAAGGUCCAGAUUCGCUAGCAUUGUAAAAUGGAUGUGCGUUGUAAUAUUUUCCGACACAUCGCUGUUCUUUCUUCUUUUCCUUGUAUUUGUGUCAGUAUUGAUUUCAUUGUCAAAAAAUAAAUGAAGACUAAAAACCAUGGGCUGGUUGCCCAGACACAGAUUUAAAGACCUGGAUUAAAAAUGUGAAUAUCCUUUGUUUUUUAGGUGAAAUACUAGGUAUAAUCUGGGUCUGGGAAACUGGACCUAUGAGUUUUUGAAGUCAGUAACUCCACUCCAACCAUGUUCACUGAUACAGGGGCUGUGUCCCCAAAUGUCACCAUAUCCCAUAUGUGGUGCAUUACUUUUGACCCAAGCUCUAUGUGCCCUGGUAAAAAGUAGUGUACUACAUAGAGAAUAGGGUGCAGUUUGGGGCGCAGCCAGGUUAAAUGUGUGUUGGUCCUCAGGUCCUGCAGGUAAAAUGCUCUAUAUACUGGUUGGUGUCAGCUUUGGGCUGAUGUGUGUUCUGCAAGUCACUCUGAACAUCUCCUUGCGUCUUGCCCACUGUGAGUUGAAUUACUUCUGUUUAUACCCCAAAAUAAAUGUGCCUAUGAUAUUACUCAUGCACACUCCAACUGGUAGAAAGCACUUUCAUGUUUUCAUAUUUUCUCCUGAUCUCUGUGUGAAAGAAUGGAGGACGUUUAACACCAGCUUGUACUACAUCUCCAACGACUAUAAAACUUGGGAAGACAGCAGACAGGACUGUCUGAAAAGAGGAGCAGACCUGGCAGUCAUAAACAGCGAAGAGGAACAGGUGUUUAUCAGUCAACUGAACACCAAGCCCUGGAUAGGUCUGACUGACAAGGAUUCUGAGGGGACCUGGAAAUGGGUGGACGGAACCCCACUGACCACAGCGUUUUGGUCUACUGAAGAGCCUAAUGAUCGAGCUGUGAAUGGAGAGGACUGUGUCAGCCUUUAUUACCAUACCCAGCCUGCAUUGAAGAACUGGAAUGACCUAGCAUGCAACACAGCAUUUAUGUGGAUCUGUGAGAUUGUAAAUGGCUGAUCCACAGACAAACAGACACUCAGAUUCUGUAAAUACACACAUGCAGGGAGACACACACACACACACACACACACUACACACCCACUCACUCACACACACAGCUUUGACUUUUUAGGAGGUAAGAAUGUAUACACACCCUUAGAGAUAGCUUUUUUUAUACAUGUAUUCUUGUUUCUUGUUUAUAAUACAUGAAUUACAGAUGUUAUUUGGCAUUUUAAGUAUUUGCUUUACUGUUAUUAGCCAUUACUGGAUUGCAUUCACUGUGGAACCAUUUUCACAAGUAUGUGGUACAUUUCCAUAACGCAGUACAAAACUCCAAACUGGUCACACUUGUAACGGAGCCGGUCUUUCAUUAAAAACUUGUCAUUGUGCAUUCAUUUGGAUUGUAAACAUCUCUCACCACAUAACCAUUGAUUCAACAUAUACGUUUAUUGUGAAAUGUAAUGAGAAGAUUGAUUUAAUCACCAGAUCACAACAUAAUGAUACAGUAUCUUUUUAAUUGACUCGUUUUAACUACUAGUUAAUGCAAUAGCAAGCAAUGCAAGAUACGUGUUUCAAAUGGACCUUAGAAGUGCUGAUAGUAAUAUGCUACAGUUCUGUAAGUUACAGUAGAUUACACAGUUUUCACAUUAGGCAAUACACUUACAUUUCCCCAACAA